Molecule: messenger RNA, 1677 nt
Organism: Candoia aspera
Lineage: Eukaryota; Metazoa; Chordata; Lepidosauria; Squamata; Candoiidae
Product: interferon gamma receptor 1-like
Exons: 7
Coding region: 175-1419 (414 amino acids)
Biological process (GO): cytokine-mediated signaling pathway
Cellular component (GO): plasma membrane
Molecular function (GO): cytokine receptor activity; cytokine binding
Source: RefSeq, a predicted model, not a curated record
CUAGGUGGAGUUCCGCUAGGGGAAACAGCCGCAGGCCGUGGUUAUGAUUGCGGAAGCGCGGGAGGCUUUCUCCGUCCGUCCCGUUCCCCCCUCGCCUCCCCUUGCUACCGCCCUCUUUUUGCUCUUCUGGCCAAGUACGAGAUACGGGCGCGCCCCGAGCGAGACGUGCAGAAAAUGAGGGUCGUUGGGGCCCGGCUCGUCCUUGCGCUUUUAGGCUGGACCCACAGCAGCGGGUUUACCGCGGUGGAACCGCAGACGGAAGUUCCUCCUCCAAAAGAUGUUACUGUAAAAUCAUAUAACGACAACAUCUCUGUAUGGUGGGAUUAUGAAAGUCCAUCCUCAAAGUCUCUAUUUACCGUGCAGUUCAAGUGCUAUAGCACUGGUGAUUACAAGGAAGUUGAUAGUUGCAUAAACAUAACGCAACACUAUUGUGACCUCACCAAGAAGACUGAUCAGUGUGAAACUUUCUGGGUGGGAGUAAAAGCUCUUUCUGGACAACACGAAUCUAAAUAUAAAGAACAAAAAUUUGAUGUUCUCAGGGAUGGUCAAAUGGGACCUCCAAAGUUCAAUAUUUCCAUUGAUAAUCACGACAUUGUAGUUAAUCUUGAACCACCUUUCAAUCUAUAUGAUGACCUAAUUGAAGAGUUCAGCUACAGAGUGUUCCUUUGGAAAAAUGGAAGCCCAGAAGAGCGACAAAAGUUUAUCUCAGAGGAUUGCUUUCUUGAGCCAUGCACUUUACAUUUAGCUGUUUCUUCGGAUUCCUCUUAUUGUAUUUCCACUCAAGUCUUUUCAUUAGUGAUGUCAAAGGCUGGUGAAGAAUCAGAAGAAAAAUGUAUCUCUCCUUCUCCCAAGAACCGCCCAGGCUUAACAGUAUUGAUAAGUAUCGGAACUGUUCUCUUGGUUUUUCUGGUAAUCUUUCUUGCCAUUGUCUUCAAAAAACUUCAAGACAGAAAAAUUAAGCUUCCCAAAUCUCUGGUUGCUGUGGUAAGAAACCAAGUCGUCAGUGCCGAAUUUAAGCCAGAAUGCAAAUAUGACAUUAUAUCUUCAACAUCCUACAAGCCAAUGUUAGAGUGCAAAAAUGAAAAAUCAGAGAAAUUAGAUGUCUCUGAGAAGGUAAAAACCACUAAUCCCAGUGAUUAUGGCAAAGAAGCAGAUGCUGAUGACUCCCAAGGAAUUCAAGGAGAAAGGAGCACCCAAGAGAACAUGGCUGCAGAAAUUCCUGAAAAUGAACAGAUUCAUGAAGACAGUAUCACAGGUUACUCUAAAUCUGUCACUGCCCAAGACACAUGUAGCAGUCUUCAAAAUCAGGAUCUUCCCACAGCAGAUGUCCAACAAAGCACAGUCCUAGGAAGCUUGAUAAAGGCAUCUGGGUAUGACAAACCCCACUGGGUUGGCUCAAGCUCUAGAGAUGAAUUCUGACUACCCUUCAGAAAUUGGGAAAACCAUUUUUCCUGUAAAAGAGCAUUAUCAGAAAUGUCGUCAGAAGUGUCCAUGGCCAUGCUUGGGAGCACUUUAAUCCUCACAAUACAGUGAGACUUCAUACAGCCUUAUGAUAGGAAACCUGAGAUGAGCUAAGCUGAAGCUGUGGUCCUGUACGUACUUGGUAAAAAAUGCCUCAUUGCAUUCUCUUCAUUCUGAAUAGAUGUUCAUAAGGUUCUAAUACAAUGAUUUCAUGAU